This is a messenger RNA of Chrysemys picta bellii (western painted turtle), 4926 nucleotides long. It is a transcript of the gene BANK1, whose product is annotated as B cell scaffold protein with ankyrin repeats 1. The record is from RefSeq and is a predicted model, not a curated record. NCBI's taxonomy places the organism in Eukaryota, Metazoa, Chordata, Testudines, Emydidae. Gene Ontology annotation, biological process: negative regulation of B cell activation; B cell activation; negative regulation of phosphatidylinositol 3-kinase/protein kinase B signal transduction. Gene Ontology annotation, molecular function: signaling receptor binding; protein tyrosine kinase binding.
CAGCGAGAGCAGGAGCCGAAGUUCCCCCAGAGGAAGGAGCGGGACCCGCGCGUGGGGGCGGGCGGGGGCUGCAGCGGCAGGUCGGCGCUUCCGGACCUGGCGGCAGCAGCUGUAGGCUCCGCGGUGGCGGUGGCUAGGGAGGGGGCGUCUCUGCUGCUCGGGCCGGAGCGACCCUGCCGGCUGCGCUCGCCCCCGGGCUCCACCUGCCCCGCGGAGAGGGAGGCAACGGGCCGCGCCCAGCAGGGGGACGAUGACGAGACCCUCAGAAAAUACAAAGGACAUUCUGGUGAUUUACGAAGAAGAGGCAGAAGAAUGGGCUCUGUAUUUAAAAUCGCUUUUCAAACACAUUAUAAAGGAAGAAGGAAUCUUACUUUACAACCUAGAGACUUUAUCUUUUCAGCAUCUGGGGUCACACUCUCUAUCCUGUUAUAGAUGUAAACUGCUCAUACUAUCAAAUGGACUUCUAAAAUGCUUGGAUCAAAAGAGAAGAUAUUUCUUGGACAGGGUCCUUGAGCCUCCAGGUAGGGUAGUGAUUCUACUUUGUGGGGUGGAGAACUCAGACGUUCUACAUGAGAUACUGACCUUAGACCAAAGAAGCCAAGAGAUCUCCACCGAUCAGGAUCCCGCGGAAUAUCUCUCCAUUGUUGCUGGUGUUAUUCAACAAGAUGAACCACAGAAUGAAGAAGCCGAGGAGUCACUGUCUUGCAUCUAUGAAACAGUUCUUGCAGAUGAUUACCAAGAUCACUCUGAAGUUAACUUGCAGUUGGAUGAAGGAGGAGUAUCAGUGAAAACAGAUGUGAGUUUGGAAAGUGAGGUAGUUUCUGAAACGUUGGAAACUAUAAGACCAUCAGUAUUGGUGCUACCAGAAAGGAUAUCAUGUGAGAACCCUGGUGAAAUAUUCAUUCUUUUGAGAGAUGAAAUAACUGAAACUGUAGAAAUUGAAUUCAUAACGGACAAUCAACGAAUUAGGACACAGCCAGCCUUUUGGAAUCAGAAGGUCAGAUGCAUGAAAGCUUUAGAUUUUCCGGCUGGCCCUGUAAAUGUAAAUGUCUACUGUGGGGGAGUCAAUAAGGCCGUGACACAGAUUGAAUACUACACAGCAGUAGAGGAGAUUGAACGCAUAUUUAAAAAAGUGGCUGAUCCAAUAGCUUUUGCUUGUCAGGCUUUCAAGUUUUCUUCUGUGGAGAAGCUUGACAGUACUCUGACCUUCUUAUUGAAAAGCAAGCAGUCUGCUUAUGAAUUCAGCGCUUUCCCGAAUGAAGUGCACCAUCAACAAGCUAAUUCCUAUUGGGAAGAGCUUCCUACACUUCUCCACUGUGCAGCUAAAUUUGGAUUAAAGAACCUUGCUACUCUUCUACUCCAGUGUCCUGAGACAAGUCAGGCUUGCAGAAUAGCCAACAAACAUGGAGAGAAACCAGCACAUAUUGCUGGAAAGCACGGGCACAACGAACUCCAAAAAAUCAUCCAAGAAUUGUCAAUUAAUACAACCAAUAAAGAAGACGGUGAUCAGGAGGAGGAGGAGGAGGAAGAUGGAAUUUAUGUGGCCAUGCUGAGCUCAGCCCCUCACAUUACCUCUCCAUUAACAGACAGACAGAGUAUAGGAGACCAGAGUGGAGUCAGACAGAAAGCCUGGGAGGAAUCAGGCAAGAGGGAAGAGGAGAAGAAGGAAGAAAAGGAAGAGGAAGCUAAAGAAGUCAAGGAAGUGGAAGAAAAGAAAGAUGAAGAAAAUAAUUCAGAGGAAAAGUCAUACAGCUUUGAUGACGACAAUGACAAUUUAUAUGCCAGCAUACCUGAUGACAAUCCUGAAGUGGGUGGAAGAGACUCCUUUUUCCUGGACAAGCCACCCCUACCUCCUCGAGAUCCAUCUCCCACUAUAAAACAAGAUUAUAUUCACUACUUUUCACAAGCAAGGAAAUGGGAUGAAGACAGAAAGGAAAGAGAUGAGAUUUCUGGUCAUCUGGAAGUAUACGGUGGAGAAGAAGAUAAAUCUGAGGACGAUGAAGAGGAUCCGUAUACUUUUGCCGAGUUGGAUGAAAGUGUGUAUGAUAUGAUACUGGCAUCUGAUGAGGAGAAAAGAAAGCAACACGGAUCCUUUAUUAUAAACCGGCCACCAGCACCUACCCCUCGUCCAUUGAGUUCCCCUAAAGAAGAGAACACUCCCUAUAUAGUACAAGUGUUUCAGCAAAAGGGCACCAGAACUCAGAGUGAUAACGAGAAGAUGUACUAUGCUUUCAGGAAACAAGACAAAGUUCCAACUGACACUUCCACCUAUACCACUUUGAGACACAGCAUCCCUUCUGGACAGGAAGAACUGAUCCUUUUGCAGGAACAGGUGAAGAAGGGAACAAUUACUGUGGAUGAAGCACUUGAGAAAUUUAAACAAUGGCAGAAUGAAAAAAGCAGAUUAGAAGUUCCACAGCAGGAAAAAGUACGCCAGCUCAGAGAUAGCAUUAUUGGGAAAAGACCAGAAGAAGAAAUUUUGUAUGACAAAAUCACCAUUGAACAUCAUCCAAAUGUUUGUGGGGAAAACCUUCAUUAUAGAGACCUGCUGUACACCACACCCUUUAACAAACUGCAUCCAACUCGAAACCCACCAGAAAAGGAACAGAUGCCUAAAGAUAAUUAAUGGAGAAUCUUUGGAGAUUUCUCUAGGUUGCCUGAAAGGGUUUGCAUUUUUGUAGUAGGCUUGUGAACUGUACAUCCCGCAAAGCAGUAUCCAGAGGCCUUGAGACAUGGGAAAGGGUAUUCACCAGAAAUUAGUGACAAACAGUGAAGGCUUUCUAUCACUGGGAAAGCUGGGAUACUGCUACCCUGAGAAAAAUAAGAAAAUCAAUGUACCUUUGCCCAGUUCUGUGUAUAAUUCACAACUGAUAAUUUUAUGUAUGAGAGAGACAAGGGUGGUGAGGAAAUAUCUUUUAUAGGAGCAACUUCUGUUGGUGAGAGAGACAAGCUUAGCGCUACGAGAUGAGGGAUUCCUAUGCAGCAGUGGCUCUGGUCCCCUUAUUGCAAAGUGCACCUUUCAGUAAGGGGAUUUCAAAGCAGCAGUAGUACUUCAUUAACCAGCCUCUCAGACACAAUAUAGCACUGAGGGGCACUUUCCCUUUAUUAGUGAACAUAUGUAAUGGAAUGAAGGGAAGUUAGUAUCCUAGCAUGAACUUAAAAUGCCUCACCAAGGACCACCACUGACAUCAAAGCUAGCCACUGAGUUGAUACUGUGUGCUAGGGACUACAUAGUUGUACAGAUAUAUCCUGUAGGACCACAGGUACCUCACUUCUAUGGCAGAACUAAAUCAAUGCUGCAAAUUAUUUUCACGUAAGGGGGGCAACUUUAGACUCUAGCUAGGACACCGUGAGAGAUGAAAGCUGUCCAAGGAAUGCACUCAAUCAAGCAUUUUCUAGAUGUUCUGGACUCAUCCCAUCUCUGGCCAGCUUUGCACACUUGUGGGUUACACCUGCACUUCCAGCCCCUUGGCAGAACAGGGCAGGUUCAGGUUGCUUGCACCUCUGUAUCCUAAUUUAGGUGCUCACAGCCUGUGUCUUGUAUUCAGAAGUUGCUGGAACCCAAGGAGUGACCCAAGCCGAAAGUCAUUCACUAACAGCGAAAUAUACAAAUAUGUAGUAGAAAGUGUGAAGAAGAUGGGAGAUAUCUGAAAUGUUUUUAUUGAUAUGCUGUGUACCUCUUCUAUUUGAUUGCACCACGUAUUAGACAGCAUGAUAGUAAAGAGUUAACUCAGACUUGGGUGGUUUUACACAUCUGCAGAAAGGCAGACAAUGGUUGUAAAUCCUUAAUACUUGACAAACAAUAUGGGUGUCAAAAGAUGUUGCUCUUUUGUCACUAUUCAAGGGGAGCACAACCACCCCUAGCUUAUGGCAGGACCAGAGCCCUGCAGAGAGAAAGUUUGAAGAAAGAAUUUGGAAAUUAUUAAAAACACUGGCCCUGAAACUGAAGGCAGAGGCAGGUCUGCAAAAAAAAAUUGUAAUCCAGUCCCCAGGAGAGUGGGUGUAAGGGCUAAAUUGGACCUAACUAAGGCUUGCUAUGGAAAUGCUAUGCUUAGAUAAGAUGCCAUGUGUGUAGACCUUUUGUUGUUCUAACCCUUGCCUGUCUGAUCGAUUUAGUCCUAUGCAUGAAUACAUAAUGUUUUGUUUUGAAAAAAAUGAUCAAGAUCACUGCCUUUUCAUCUAGUCACAGGUUCCUGAAUGGAAGCCUGUAGCAGGGGCCAAAUAUAGUUGGAUCUGCUGGGGAAACACAGUUGGUAAACAGGGGUUUUGUAACCUGGAAACCCAAUCUAUAAGUGGGACAAAUCACAGGAUUCCACUCUGAGAAGUGUUGGCACUGGGUCUGGCACUUGGAAGGCUACCCAUGAAGAGACUGAGAGAGAGCUCAGAGAUAUAACUUAUCCUGAAACAAUGACAGUGGGGUACAAGAGAAUGGCCCUAUUAUUUUCAAAGGGAUUUCCCUUCACCAGAGAAUUUGGAGCCGUCACUGGAAAGUUAACCACUGAGGUUUUUUGCUGUUUCUUUUUACACUAUAUUCUGUUUGUAUGCUGUUUAUUUCCAGCACCACAACUGGUUAAUAAAGAGAUCACUGAGGUAAUACAAAGGUAUUAAUGUAAGGAGACUGUUCACAGAGAAACACUAAUUAGCUAUCAGCUAUAGCCAUUCAGUAAUCUGUCAUUUAAAUGAUGAGAGGAUUAUGUGUAUUUACUACUCCCGUUUUCAGCAGCAGCAGAGUUUGCUGAUGGGCUUUGUUAAUGAAUGUGACCUUUUUACUUUGGGCAUCUCAUUAUAUCCUGUUGGAAUAUUAACUGCUCUCUCUAGUAGUUCAUUGACAACCUAUCCUAUUGCAUAUUGUACCUCAAGGACUCUGUUUUAAUCACCAGUUGCUACCUGCACUUUCUUUUCUGUUCCGUAUAUUGCUUUUAAAAC